Molecule: messenger RNA, 573 nt
Organism: Bactrocera dorsalis (oriental fruit fly)
Lineage: Eukaryota; Metazoa; Arthropoda; Insecta; Diptera; Tephritidae
Product: protein suex-1
Exons: 1
Coding region: 101-484 (127 amino acids)
Source: RefSeq, a predicted model, not a curated record
CAGUCCUGUAAAAGAAAUGCAGUAGAAAUUCGGACUUCUUACCGAACAGAACACAAGUGUCGUGUCAUCAAAAAAAAACUAAAUACAUAACUUCGACAAAAUGCGCUUUUGCAUUCUAUUCGCACUUAUCGUUGCGAUUUGCGCGGAAGCUGAUAAUGCGUCUGAGCAAUCGGCGGUACCCACUCAAGAGCAAAGUGCUGGCCCUGACGUGCAGCCCAACAGCUUGCUGGAAGAUGUGGAUGCCGGCGGUGAGCAUGCGGAAGAGGCCGAGCGUGCAGCGCGUAGUUUCGGCUGGGGCGGUUACGGUGGAUAUGGUGGCUUUGGCGGUUUCGGCGGCUACGGCUACAAGCGUUGGGGUGGCUAUGGCGGCUACGGGGGCCACAGAGGCUAUGGUGGUUAUGGUGGUUACGGUUACCGCCCGCACUAUGCUGUUGUUUAUCGGCAGCCUUAUUACCAUGGUUAUGGCCACAAAUAUUGGGGUUGAGUGCGGACUUGCAAAAAUAUUAAAAUGUGAUUUAAUACGAUUAUAGAAUCUACUAAGAAGAAAAUAAAAUAAUUUUAAAUAACAACUCA